Molecule: messenger RNA, 5181 nt
Organism: Quercus robur (English oak)
Lineage: Eukaryota; Viridiplantae; Streptophyta; Magnoliopsida; Fagales; Fagaceae
Product: disease resistance RPP13-like protein 4
Exons: 5
Coding region: 331-2571 (746 amino acids)
Source: RefSeq, a predicted model, not a curated record
AUCCAUUGACUUGACCCAGAGUGAUUAGUGGUGGUGGCGGUUGGUGGCAAAGUGGGUAGUGAGUAUUCAAUCCACGUAGCCGGAGACCUUCGGAGCAUGGGUUGGUGAAAACCCAUUCGACCGGUGUAGCAUCCUCACUCCUCGACCAACAUCGUGGUUCAUUUGCACGGAUAUUUGAUUUCAUAUUCUUUCAAUUGAAGUUGAUAUGCUCCCGAUCCGUGCAACUGUGAUUGCGAAGAAGAUCUAUAUGAUGAUUAUAUGAUGUUUGCUUGUUAAAUGUGCACAUAUAUUCAGGAAUAGAUCUGGGCAUUUCACUUUGUUCACUUAGCGAUGUCUUCAUAUGAGGAACUCUUUUCACGAGCCAAUCCUGAUGAAACCAUCAACAAAAUCCCUAAUGCCUUUGCCACCUUGCUUGUUCGUUUCUUUGAAGUCAAGCGCUUUAUAAAGCAGUGCAGCGACAGUAACAUCCUAACUGACAGAAAUAUUGGCAUUAGUAAUUUGAACAACAACAGCAGCAGUCGUUCCCCUAAUGAUGUACAUUUGCGCAAUAAGUUAGGCGAGGAUCUCAAUCAAAUCAAUGAAGCCUUCCACCAACUUGAGCAACUUGUUCGUGAACCAAUCAAGAACUUCGAAAGCAGCCUUAGUGACUUCUUCAAUGAGCUUCAGCGAGAUCCUAGAGUUUCCUUAAUGACCGAGCAAGUUCAAGCCAAGGUUAAUGCACUCGAGAACCAUGUGAUGAAUUUCAGGUUCAACAUUCUGUUGGAGCUGCACAGAAAUAUUGGCAUUAGUAAUUUGAACAACAACAACAGCAGUCAUUCCCCUAAUGAUGAACAUUUGCGCAAUAAGUUAGGCGAAGAUCUCAAUCAAAUCAAUGAAGCCUUCCACCAACUUGAGCAACUUGUUCGUGAACCAAUCAAGAACUUCGAAGGCAGCCUUAGUGAGUCCUUCGAUGUGCUUCAGCGAGAUCCUAGAGGUUCCUUAAUGACCGAGCAAGUUCAAGACAAGGUUAAUGCACUCGAGAACCAUGUGAUGAAUUUGAGGUUCAACAUUCCGUUGGUGCUGCACAGCAUGUCUUCCACAAGUUCUGAUGUUCAUCGAUAUUUAUGGAAGAAGGAUCUCAGUAGUGGAGUUGAUAAAUUGCCUGGCUUACACCUGGGACAUAAGUUUCUUUAUAGUUCAGUUUUCACUGAAUUUAAGGAAGCUUUUGAGGAUCUUGAUAUCAAGUUGAAGCACUGCUUGUUGUGCUUUGCUAUAGUUCCAGAGAAUGUGGUGGUAAAGAAGAGGCUUCUGAUAAAUUGGUGGGUCGGAGAGUGUUUAGUGGAUCCUCCAGAUACUGGAGAAAAGACUGAUGAAGAAAUUGCUGAUGAGAUUCUCAAGGAACUCAUUUCGAAGGGCUUUAUUGAGGCUGUUAAAGAAAGGCACAAACUGGUGGCGAACAGCAGAAAUUAUUUACUGAAGGCUGAGGAUGGAACUCCAGAGCAGUUAGCAAAAACUAAUUUACAGCUGGAAAAACUGCAAACUAUUUUCAAUGUCAAUGAUCCUUUUCCCUUUCUGAAAUUUGAUUGGUUUUCAAAGAUGAAAAAUGUCAAAGUUCUUUAUUUGGGAAGGUGGCAAAGUUCAGGUAAGUAUCACAUUGAAGUAGCGAGCACUGAGUUUUUGAAAGGGUUGAGGAAUAUGAUACGUUUAAGGCUUUUGAGCGUACAAGGAAUCUCUGGAAUUACUGAACUUCCCGAUUCUGUAGGCAAGCUAACAACUUUGAGGAUCUUAGAUCUCAAAGCCUGUCACAAUCUGGAGGCACUUCCGGACAAAAUAGCUUUACUCAAGCAGCUGACACACUUAGAUAUAUCAGAAUGUUACUUGCUAGAUGGCUUGCCCAAGGGGCUAGCACAUCUCUCAAAACUCCAAGUCCUCAAGGGGUUUCUUAUUGGUAAUUCAAAGAGAGGAAGCCUAUGCACUCUUGAAGAUUUGAUAGGAUUGAGGAAGUUGGGCAAGUUGAGCAUCAAUACAAGCAGCAAGGCUUUCCCUACAAAAGAAGAGCUACAGGCCUUAAGCAAGUUGGAGGCGCUUCAGAAGCUAGCAAUAGCAUGGAGUAUGAUGAAGGAAGAAAAUGGCGGCACUGGGAACUCAGAUGACAAAGGAGAUAAUACAAGGCAACUCCGUGGAGCAGCAAAACUAAAAAAAACAGUGUUACGCAGAUUAUCAACACUGAAAGAUCCUGAGACACCAGAGCCUCUAUCAAAACUGGAGAAACUUGUAUUUCAGUGCUUUCCUCACGAAGAACUACCUGGUUGGCUGAUACCUGGAAAACUGCAGAGCCUAAAGAAACUUUACAUCAGAGGAGGAAAACUCAAAAAUUUAGGCGAGACAAAGGAAAACGAGAAGUGGAAGGUUGAGAAUUUACGUUUGAAGUACUUAGAAGAAUUUAAGAUGGACUGGGAAGAAGAACUUUCGCCAUCAUUCCCAGAUUUGAUUGUCUUGGAGAAGGAUGAGCGCACUGCUAUAACUUCCUGCCCAUGUGAUGAGAAUGGACUGUGGCUGAAGGAAUCGAGCACUGACAGCAAUACAUUAUGAAUCCACCUAGUGAUUUCUCUUUCAAAGAUUGGACAAUAUUUAAAUGUUGUAUGUUUCUAGUUAAUUCUCUUUCAAUUUAUUCCUGCACAAAAAUGUGUGUUGUAAUGGAUUUUACUGAGUUGUUAUUUUCUUGCAUAGCCUUCUUUACAUCAUCUAGAAUGAGCUUUGGUUGCAUCAGACCUAUGUGAAUCGAUCUUUGCAAGUUAAUUGCUCUGUUCAGCCCAUGGAUGUCUCUCUCUCCAGUCUCAACCCCUCCCCCACAAUUUUAUUGGCAGUGACAAAUCACUGUAUUUAAUUUGUCUUGUUUACUGAUUCAUAAAAGGUUAUUUAACAUUGACUGAUGGUAGGUACCACUUAGAAAAUGAUUUUUUGAAUGACUCUCAGCAAAUGAUAUUAGACAAUGAUCCUUGAUUAAGCCAUUUAUAAUGCAUGCAUCGUGAUAACUGUGUCAUGCCCACCAAUGGCAAGAUAGUAAAGUUGUUUUAUUGCUUUUUUUUUUAAUUUAUAGUUUUAAAUAUUAUAAUUAAUCCCGUGCAUAGCAUGGGUCUUCGGCUAGUUAAGCAUAGCCUCACAUCUGCCACAUAAGUGGUAUUUUAAUUAUAAAAUAACAAAAAAAGAGUUGUCAAAGUACAUCUCUUUCUCCCUGUAUAAUUGUUGUUAAACUGUUAAUCAUAUAGCUUAACAUAUUACCAUUCCAUUAAAUAUAUUUUGUUUCUAUUUUCAUUUGAUUUUUCAUGUUUGAAGACAAAUGUUUAAUGAAGGUAUUCAUUUAAACAUUAAUUAUUUCUGUAUUAUUGUUAUUUGCAUUCUAAUUUAGGAAGCACGAACACUUUAUUUAGGAUGUCAUACCUGUGUUAUAUCUGUGUCGUAUCAUGUCAUACCCGCUGUUUCAUGUUUUAAUUUUUAGAAAUUGCGCAUGUCACCAUGUUGUACCAUGUCCAUGUCCGUGCUUUCUAAAUUCUAAUUCAAAGUAUCCGGUCAGUCGUACACUCAUACAACAAAUUCAAUUUAAACUCCACCAAAAGAAGGGUUUUUCCUUUUUAAUCGCUACACUACAGCAAUCCUAACCAUUGACAAGCUCCAUCUGCCUAUACUAAUUUAUGUAGAACUUCAACUUCUCAACUCUAUUUUAAUCGCUAACUGGAAACAAACCUCCUCUCGUCUCUGUUAACUGCCCUUCUUAUAAUUCUAAUCAUCACUGCAGAUAAGUAUCUCAAAAUCAGGUUGGUAAAGUGAUAUACUUAGUUUGUUUAUUGGUUUAAGUGCGUAAACAGAUUGGAAAGCCACACUUGCUCAUAUUGGAAUUGGAGUAACACUGUUGCUGGAUCAUUUUCAAAAAAACAAUCAGGUAUUUCGUUGAAUUCUUUUUCUAUGUAUAAGUUUCUACCAGGUUUUGUUUGAUUUGUAGAAGAUUUUUCUGCAGAAAUCUCUAUGCUUUCUUAAAUGAUUGUUCUGUAGGUUCAUUGGAUUAAAAGCACAGCUUGAAAUACAGAGUUUAGAAAUGCACUCGAUUUCAGAUGGAUUAUACAUUAUGAAUUUAAGUAUAAAAAAUGGAUGAAUUGAAACAUAAAAGUUAAAAUAAUUGGAAUUAGUGAAACCAAAAUUACUCAGGCGUGUAUUUCUGUAAACGGGCAUGAAACAUGGCAUUGGAAACUUUGUAGUAUGUUAUUUUCCUUACUUUUCAAAAUGAUGCCAAGUGGAAAUAGGUGGGGACUGCUAUAAGACUACUUAAUUAUCCUUGAUAUUUGAAUUUUUUUUUGAAAGAUCAUACACUCUAAAGGUUCAUACAACUCCUUUAAGAUUCAAUCAUUUUCUGUUAAUCAAAUACCCAACUUUCUCUUGUUUUCUUUUGUUAAAAUUCUGUUAAGUUUCUCAAUGAUUUGAUUCUGUAUGCAGAUAUGACACAAGGUAAGAAUUCUAAACCAGACAAGAGUUGGUGUUUUUUCAAAAAAGAAGCUGAUUUAGUCUAUCAAAAUACAAGAAAUCUUCAAUUUGCACACAAGAUACUACAAAUGUUACAAGUUUCAUCUUCUACUAGUACCUUUUUGAGGAUAGCUUCAGCUUUAGGGCAACUGCUUGUUCGGGUGAUCUACCACUACCUUAUAAGUUAUAAUGCAUCAGUAUUUUGUUCAUAUCAGAAUAUUGCAAGGAUUCAGUGCCCCUAGUAGAAAAUAUUGUUACAUUGAGGAAAUGAUUGCAAGGAAGAACUGCACCCCAAGGCUUUCUCACAACAAUGUUCUCUAGAGGAAGUUAUUCAGGACUGGACAAAAGAUGGGCUUUUGGGUACAAAUAGAAGGUGAUGUUUCCAAAUUGCUCUCAGAAUUUGAAAUCGGUCUCCAUUGAUUAGCUAGAGCAUUGGAGUAAAGUUUCAGUUUUCUUCUUUUUCCCACAGAGGUGUUUUCCAUUGAUCAGACUGCUUAAUUUUGUUUUAAUUGAAAUCUUGGUGAUUCAUCUAUUUUACUCACUACUGAUUGGGUCUGAAAAUCAAAGUUCAUAUGGAUGUUUGAGAAUAUUUAUGUUCACCCAUUCGAAUUUUGAAAUGUAUCUUAAGUUAAUUAUGGUGAAACAUAAUGUUAAAGUUGUAUUUGAUGUCGUUUUAAGGUUGCUUCA